CUUUAUUUUACAUUUAUUAAUUAAAAAUGUGUUUUAAUAUAUAAUAUAAGGUUAUAUAAAAUGUCCUACAUAUAAUGAGGUUUAAAAACCUUCUUUACUGUUUCAGGGGCUUACGCUUUAAAUCUAAUUUAACGGAAUCCUCUAAUGACUUAAAACCAUCGCCUUUUAUUAAAAAGCUCAGAAGACGUUUCAUUCAUGAUUUCUAUUUUGAUAUCGAAGAUGAUUAUAAACGUUUAUCAAGAAGUAGUAAGAUUUCUUACUAUGCACUUGGAUUCUUCCUUCUAAUCCCCUCUGGACUUUCUUUAUUCUCACCUUCGAGUCCUGCCUACGUCAACUUACUAUCUCAUCAAUUCAAACUUUCUUCAAUGACUCUUUCUUGGAUUUCUUCAAGUUAUCUUGCUUUUAGCAUUUCUAAAUUUGGAAACACCUCACUCCUUGCAAACUCUAGGGGCUUUGUUGGACUAUUAUUCGCUGUCGUCGGAGUUACUGGAGCGCUCAUAAUUGGUGAUUAUUCCAUGAUUUCUGGUUUAUACACUCUUAUGAGCUGCUAUAUUUUACUUGGAUUAUACAAUUACAUUUUAACAAUUAACAAACUUCUCCCUAGGUGUAUUUUUCUACCUUCAAGUUCUUUGAUUCUUUUGAAUUUGUUAACCUCAAUCUGUAGUUUAAUAAAAUCGUACUCAGUUAAAUCUGACCUUACUACUUCCAACGAGGAGAUUAUUCUACGCUUUGAAUCUUCUCCGAGAUUUAAAAAAUCUUCAAAUUCACCUGAAUCUGGAGAGAAAUUACAAAACACUGUGAAUAAAUCGGAAUAAUAGCAAACUAAUCAAAUAUAAAUCGCAAUAAAAUAAAUCUGUAUAUCAUUUA
Messenger RNA from Theileria parva strain Muguga, 867 nucleotides. RefSeq names its product putative integral membrane protein. The transcript has 3 exons. The record is from RefSeq and is a predicted model, not a curated record. Lineage: Eukaryota; Apicomplexa; Aconoidasida; Piroplasmida; Theileriidae. The coding region runs from base 75 to 815 and encodes 246 amino acids.